Molecule: messenger RNA, 1255 nt
Organism: Blepharisma stoltei
Lineage: Eukaryota; Ciliophora; Heterotrichea; Heterotrichida; Blepharismidae
Source: the annotation of a GenBank genome assembly
AUGGAGAGAAUAGAUGACCCUUGCACAGCUCCAAGGGAUGGAGAAAGCCAAGAGAUCUGGUCACGAGAAAUAGGUGCACCUCCUUUUUCCUUAUUGAUAGGUUCUCCAUACGACAUCGAAUGCCCACCUCCUACAUAUUUAUCGAUCAACCAUCUAAAUCGGUCUCGGCUAGCUGAUAAAGCUUCACAGCUCCAAGGGUAUGAAGUACAAUAUGAAGGAGGUCUAAAAUGUGUUGACGAAAGAGUGCUAUCUAACCAACGGGGAAUUAUUAUUGAUGUAAUUGCUCAGGUUUCUGCAUGUCUACUCAAAGGACAAGGAAUUGUAGGACUAAGUCUUCCAAUAAGACUUUUUGAGCCGAGGUCUACGUUAGAAAGACUAUUAGACAGGUUUUGCUUCAUGCCAGUAUUUUUUGAAAAUAUUGGGGAAUUAAAUGCGAUUGAGAGGUUCAAGAAAGUGAUUGCGAUGGCUGUAGCUGGACUUUAUAUUAGCCCAUCACAAGAAAAGCCAUUUAACCCACUUUUAGGAGAAACUCUGCAAGCAGAAUGGCCUGAUGGGACAAAAGCUUAUUGUGAGCAUACGGUUCAUCAUCCUCCAAUUACAAACUUUUAUAUAUGGUGUUUUUCCUUUGGAUUGCCCAGUAAAUAAAUCAAGCCUAUAUAUACCCAGGCUUGUUAGAACCAGUAUAAUUUCCAAGGAUUUCAAAAUUCACGGAAAUCUCCAAUUAAUUGGGAAAUUUAAAAAAAAUUCAUUAAUUGGAGGAUUUCAAGGAAAAGUUAACGUAGAGUUCAAUGACGGACAAAUUGUCUCUUUUUCAUACCCUCAAUUUAGAGCAGGUGGGAUUAUCAUGGGAUCAAGAACAGUAGAAUGGGAAGAGCACAUGAUAUUCGAUGAUUUAACCAAUAAAUUCAACGCUGAUAUAACCUUUGGCGCUGUUAGAAGAAAAGGGCUAUUUAAAAAAGCAAUUGGAAAGAUUGAUGAUUUCAGAGGGCAAUUAAAAAUAAAUGACCAAGAAGUAGGGAAAAUUGAAGGAAAUUGGCUCAGAAAUUUGAGUAUCGAUGAUGUAGAGCUUUGGAAUAUAGACCGACAUUUACCUGUUUUUCAUUUUUUCCCUGUCAACCCGCUACCGAGUGAUUGAAGAUAUAGAGAAGACUUAGUGUGACUUUCUAGAGGAAAUUCAGAGAUUGCUCAGAAAUGGAAAUAUAAAAUAGAAAAUAGGCAAAGAGCUGAUAGAAAACUUAGGGGCUUGAAGUAUUAA